Molecule: messenger RNA, 2947 nt
Organism: Owenia fusiformis
Lineage: Eukaryota; Metazoa; Annelida; Polychaeta; Sabellida; Oweniidae
Source: the annotation of a GenBank genome assembly
UUAUAUGAGCAAGAGCCUUUAAGAGCCUAAAUACACAUUCGGGGCGCACUAAAGAAACCAUUCAGCCUACCUCAUAUUUCAUAUUUACCAGGAAUAAGUACACAGGCUAAUUCAGAAAGAAUACAAGUUCAAAGCCUCUUAAAUACCUCUAUUUUAAUAAACUUCUCUAAAUGACAGGGAUUGGAAUAACAUAUUUGCCGUGGAGUGCACCAAAGGAUGUUUAAAAUGUAAAUCUUAGAAUGAAAUGGGUAUAUUCAAAUAACGUAUGAAAUAACAUACUUUGAUAAAAAGAUGGAUAAAAACAAUUUGAUGCCGUGUCAAUCUAGGAAUCUUGUGUGAAUUAACUGAAAUAAUUCAAAUGACUAUGGACCAGGAUUCCUCAGUUUCCCAUCAACCAAAAGAGGAUGUCUCUUCAGACAAAGAGUCCCUGAAACAUGAACUUGCAAACACCAAAAAGGGCGACAAACUUCAAAUGGCAAACGUCGUCCUCAGUGCAAUGCCCAGUAACCAGGCCCAUAUCGGCCAUGAAGGAAUCUCCCUUACGAGAGAGAAAAACCGAAUGAACAGAAAACUCCAUAAGAAAAGAACAAGCAAUGACGGGUUAAAUUCAUCCAUGAAUAGUUCCAAAGGAUUAACCAAAAGAAACCAAGUUGCUUUGGAUGUGGAGCUUCAAAGUUUUCAGGAGGAUGAUUUUGACAAGGUAAUCUAUGAGGAAGACGAGACAGAAACUGAACGAAUUGUGCAGAGUAAGAUUCUGAUGAUCAAACAGAUGCCCGCUUCCAUAUAUGUAAAAAGACAAGUCAGGGCCAAACUGCUAUCCGUUCCCACAGUACCCUUGACUGGAUGUGCCGCAUGGCGAGUGCAACAAAGAGCUAGCUGGAGAAGAACAAAGAAUGCCUACAAUGAUUUAAUGAGCCGAUUGGAACUUUGGCGCCGAUCUUUCAAAACAAUAGAAGGACAUUUUGGUGCAGGGGUCGUGUCAUAUUUCACAUUCCUGAAAUGGCUGUUCUUUUUGAACAUCUACAUUAUGUUGCUGUUCGGUGUUUUCAUCGUUCUUCCCCAGGUUGUGUUCCCCUCAGUUGAUUACAAUUCAAACGUGACGGGUAAUGGUACAUCCGUGAAUCUCUCUGCUACAAUGGUGUGCUCAGCCAACUAUAACGUCACUGUUGAUCCCACGAAUUACCAACAACUGAUUCUGGACUUCCUACAGGGCACAGGGUGGAUGGAAAAGACUGUACUUUUCUAUGGGAUUUACGACAAUACAGAGCUGAAUAUUGGAACAUUUGAAGGCUUGACUUAUAACUACAACAUGCCCCUGGCCUACCUAUGUGUCACCAUAACAUACCUUGUUCUCUCUCUCAUACUCAUGGUCAGACAUACAGGAAAUAGUUUGAAGGACAGUCUAGUUACUGACGAAGACAGAUUCUACAGCUACAGUAACAAGGUGUUUGGUGGCUGGGACUUUUCUAUGGAAGAUCCAUAUGCAGCUGGGUUGAAAAAGAAGAGUCUCUACAAUGAAAUAACUGGUGACCUUCAAGAAGAACGGGAAGCCUCCAGAAGACGUCAACGACGUGGCUGGAAGGCCUGUGGCAUCUUUACCCUCAGAGUAUUUAUCAACAUCAUUGUACUGGCUAUUCUAGGAGGAUCAGGGUAUCUGAUUUACUAUGCAACACAGGUCUCACUUGAAUUCUCCAAGAGUGCACUAUAUUCACAGUAUUCAACGUUGGUACAGUUGCUAAUGGAGUUCCUGCCUUCCCUGACAAUCACAUUUCUCAACAUAAUUGUUCCCUCCAUCUUCCAAAAGAUCAUCCGUGCCGAGGACUACACACCCAUGAUAGACAUUAAGUUGACUUUGGUCAGGACUGUGUUCCUACGACUUGCUUCACUUGCCACUCUGAUAGCCACCCUAUACAUUCAGAUAACCUGCCUGCCCAAAGACUCCUGUGGUGUUAACACUGAUGCGUGUACACCUCUACAGUGUUGGGAAACAUAUGUUGGCCAACAGCUCUACAAGUUGGUUAUUAUGGACUUCAUCAUAACAAUAGGUGUCAUAUUUUUUGUGGAGUUCCCCAGGAAAUUAUUUGUUACUAAAUGUAGCUGUAAAGCUUGCAAAAUGAUUGGGCAACAGAAGUUUAUGAUACCAAAACAUGUCCUAGAUCUCGUAUACUCACAGGCCCUCUGCUGGUUAGGGGCCUUCUAUGCACCAUUGAUUCCUGCUGUGUGUGUGUUGAAGUUCUUCAUUUUAUUUUAUGUUAAAAAGCUAACUGUGCUGGUGAACUAUGAGCCAAGUGGUCGCCCAUACAGGGCAUCAAAGUCCAACAGUUUCUUUAUGAUUGUCCUUCUCUCAUCCUUUUUCCUUGUCUGCAUACCGAUUGCUUACUCAAUUGCUCAAUUAGCUCCAUCUAAGGGAUGUGGACCGUUUCGCAUAUAUUAUUAUAUGCAUGAGAUCAUGAGCAUCACCAUAGCAACCUGGCCUGCUGCCCUCCAGUCCAUAUUUAACUUCAUCACAUCAGCAGGAUUCGCUAUACCAUUAUUUAUAGUAUUAGGGCUGGUUGUAUAUUAUUACUCUACAAUGUCAUCGGCUAAUAAAGAAAUGGUUGCUAUUUUAAGAGAACAACUUAUUCUGGAAGGAAAAGACAAGCAGUUUUUAUUGGGCAGAAUAAACGAGCUUUCUGGUGAUAAAAAAACAGGAAAAAAUAAAGAAAAGAAAAAACUAGAGGCAACAAUGUCAGUUGCUGAUGAGAGUAUUCCAGAAAAGCCAGAUGGCUCUCUAGGGAUGCUUCGACAGAGGACUGGACACUCCGUGGCACCAAGUGAUGUAGAACUUGAGCGCCAUGUUAACACACCUCCUGGAGUUCCAUAUUAGAUCUAGAUUACAUCCAUAGUUCCCAAGAUAAGAUCUACAGAUCAAGUAGGGGCGAUAUAAGAUCAAUAGAACAUCAAUGUG